This is a messenger RNA of Rhodamnia argentea, 2046 nucleotides long. Its product is annotated as probable sugar phosphate/phosphate translocator At3g17430. Gene Ontology annotation, cellular component: trans-Golgi network; Golgi apparatus; endosome. NCBI's taxonomy places the organism in Eukaryota, Viridiplantae, Streptophyta, Magnoliopsida, Myrtales, Myrtaceae. The coding region runs from base 517 to 1671 and encodes 384 amino acids. The transcript has 10 exons. Gene Ontology annotation, molecular function: antiporter activity. The record is from RefSeq and is a predicted model, not a curated record.
UUUGGUCUUCUCUCUUAUCUUGCUCUUUUGGGUAACCCAACCUCUUAAUCCAUCGACUCCCACCACCAAACGUCCGCUGAUUCUAAGGCCCAACCCACCCGAUCCGACCUUCUCAGGAGCCUUCACUUCACACUCCAGCUCAAAGAACCCCACCUUCCCCCAGAAAGAAGAAAGCUCUUCCUUUCCUGCUCCCUUGGGAUUGGAUCUCUUCACUACUAAUACGAAUCUAGCGGUCAGGACCUGCGGUCAAUCUCGGCGAGUAACGAAAGGAUCGAUUUUGGUUGAGCUCAGAGAUUUUGUGAACACACCAAGAAUAGCUCCAUUUCACCGAAGUUCAACUUCAUUUCUGUUUUCCACGUCCAAGCGGUCGGGGAAAUCAAUUUCCAUUUGGGUUUUUAUAACUGCUGCUGGAAUAUCAUUUUGCUUUUCUCUGCGGUCGGUGAUUGGUUUACGGGUGUGACAAUCAUUUUCCAGAAGAUGUUGUAGAAGCUGGAUUAGCUGGGCUGAAGGAUAAGAAUGGGCAAGAUGAUUAACAAGCCGCUGGUCCUGACAUACCUUUACCUAUUAAUUUACAUUUUGCUUUCAUCUGGAGUUAUACUUUACAACAAGUGGGUACUUUCUCCCAAGUACUUCAAUUUCCCAUUUCCAAUUACACUUACCAUGAUUCAUAUGGGAUUUUCUGGAGCAGUAGCCUUUCUUCUUAUUCGUGUUUUCAAGGUUGUAGCUCCAGUUAAGAUGACCUUUGAAAUAUACGCAACGUGUGUCAUACCAAUAAGUGCAUUCUUUGCUUCAAGCCUCUGGUUUGGCAACACUGCCUACUUGCACAUUUCUGUGGCCUUCAUCCAGAUGCUGAAAGCUCUAAUGCCAGUGGCAACCUUUGUCACCGCAGUUAUGUGUGGCACUGAUAAAUUAAGGUGUGAUGUGUUCUCAAACAUGCUGGUGGUGAGCAUCGGGGUUGUGAUUUCCUCGUAUGGGGAAAUCCAUUUCAAUAUUGUUGGUACAGCUUACCAGGUCACAGGAAUCUUUGCUGAGGCUCUUAGGCUGGUUUUGACCCAAGUCCUACUGCAAAAGAAGGGCUUAACUCUAAACCCAAUCACUAGCCUGUAUUAUAUUGCUCCAUGCAGUUUCGUGUUUCUGUUUGUGCCUUGGUAUUUACUCGAGAUGCAAGAGAUGGAAGUUUCACAGAUCCAGUUCAACUUUUGGAUCUUUUUCUCUAAUGCUAUCUGUGCUUUGGCUCUCAACUUUUCCAUUUUCCUGGUUAUCGGUCGAACCGGUGCGGUUACCAUUCGCGUAGCUGGUGUAUUGAAAGAUUGGAUAUUGAUAGCACUUUCCACUGUUAUAUUUCCUGAGUCGACAAUAACUGGGCUCAAUAUAAUAGGCUAUGCAAUAGCUCUUUGUGGUGUUGUUAUGUAUAAUUACAUUAAAAUUAAAGAUGUCCGUGCGUCGCAAACUCCAUCAGAGAGUAUUCCAGAAAGAAUUACAAAGGAGUGGAAGCUCGAGAAGAAGUCAUCUGACCCUUUUCUGCCUAGCAAGGGUAGUGACAACAAUGGUGGAAGGAAUGGAGGGAAUAGUCCCACCGCCGACUCUAGUGUCGAUGAAGAAGCGCCUCUUAUCCAGUCAUCAAGAUUUUAUUACACAGGACGGACGCAAUUUAACAGCCAUUCUAAAUGAGUCGGCAUACUCAUGAUUAAAGAACUUUAUAUUCAUCCUAAGAAACAAGAGAAGAUCUUGAUGCGUCAAGAGUCAAGAGGCAUCCCACAUCAGGCUUCCAACGAAAAGAGCGUUCUUUCAGAAACCACUGCAGAAGGCUGGUGCAUCAAUUCCAAUUGCAGAUGGGACCCAUCAAGGAGUCGUGACGCAUAGGAGCCCAGGAACUGCAGUUGUGUGUCAAUGAUAGGCUGACCAUAUUUCGUCCCUGCCCUCCCUCGACUCAGUUGGGCUCAUGUUCCUUUGUUAAAGCUGAUUACAUCUUGUAGUUUCGAUUCCAGAUUAUAUUGAACCUGUGGUUCUUCGGCAAUGCCAAGUUAUUUCAAUGUGAUAGCCAAA